Messenger RNA from Striga hermonthica, 225 nucleotides. The record is from the annotation of a GenBank genome assembly. NCBI's taxonomy places the organism in Eukaryota, Viridiplantae, Streptophyta, Magnoliopsida, Lamiales, Orobanchaceae.
GAUAAGCUUUCCAUACAAGAAGAGUUCUGGACGUUCAUGAGAAGAUCUAAGGAGGAUUUGGAAAGAUUCACCACAAGAUCUUUGAAGAGAUCGGCUAUUUUUGGAAAGUCAUGUUCUUACCAGAUUCUGGAAGGCAAGAUUUCCAUUAGAAGUUCAAUUCUGAAGAUCUUCAAAUCACAUGCACGAAUUCCACAUCAAAGAAACUUACCUUACAUGAAGGAUUUC